CAACACAUGCUGACACUAGUUCUUCAUCAGAAGAAAUAACUACAUUAAGAGCACCUGGCACAACAGAAUCAGCAUUUGGUCCCACUACAGCAGCACCAAUAACAGAGGCAUCAUCAUCUUUACCUGAAACAGUUGAAGUUAAGACAACCACUGUGAGAUCAUCCAAAACUACAGAAUCAUCUGCAGAAGCCCCAACAUUGUUGGUACCAACAACAAGUGCAACUACUUUAACACCAGCAGCAGUGACAACCACAGCAGCAACUGUUAGAAAUAAACCAGAAACAAUCAGGAUUACUACAACAGAAGAUAUAGUGUCAACAACAACAGGCCUGGCAGAGUCUGCUACUGCAUCCAAAGCAUCAACAUUUGUACCAGUGACAUCCAAAGACACAACAGAACCCUCACCAGCCCAAAAAGAAACUACAACAUUAAUGUCAGGGAAGCCAGUAACAGUGGUUCAUACCUCAGAAAUCUCCACCACUGCCAAAAGAGUGACACAAGAACCUACAACACAUGCUGACACUAGUUCUUCAACAACAGGAAUAACUACAUUAAGAGCACCUGGCACAACAGAGUCAACAUUUGCUCCCACUACAGCAGGACCUACAACAGAGGCAUCAUCACCUUUACCUGAAACAGAUGAAGUAAAGACAACAAUUGCAAAAUCAUUCAAAACUACAGAAUCAUCUGCAGAAGCCCCAACAUUGUUGGUACCAAUAAGUGCAACUAUUGCACCAUCCGCAGGAGAGACACCAGCAUUACCAGCAACUGCAGCAGGAACAAACACAGCAGCAACUGUUAGAAAUGUACCAGAAUCAACCAAGAAAGCUGGGGUUUCAUCUACUGUGUUACAUUCUAUGGCAGUAGAUACAGUCACAACAACAUCAUCAACAAGCUUAGUAGAGUCUGCUACGGCACCCAAAGCUUCAACCUUGACAUCAGCAUUGCCAGCAAAUGCAUCAGGGUCUACCACAUCAACAGCUGUUAGAAAUGAACCAGAAUCAACCAAGACUACACUAGCUGAGGGUUCAUCUACUGUAUUAUAUUCAGAAUAUAACACAACACUAAAAACAACACUAACGUCAAUGAAGACAGUUACAGUGACCCAUAACUCCACCACUGUAGCACCAACAACAGAGGACACAAAUACUGAUCCUCCUACCCUUGAGGAGGGAAGCAUACACUUAGGAUUCAGUCUAAAUGAAACUUUCAGAGAUGUAUAUAACAACCAGUCAUCCCCUGAAUUCAUUGAAUUGGCAUCUCAUGUGGUAACUGUGAUAAACAGAAUUUACAGGGCAAGCAAUCUCAAAGGAUACAAGCGAUGCAGAGUCAACGGUUUCAGUAAAGGCUCCAUUAAGGUUGAUAUGACUCUUAUCUUUGAGAAUACUUCGACAGUCCCAACCUCAUUUGUAGUAGAGACUAUUCUUAAUGGGACCGCUGUGAAUAGUAGCAUAUCUCUGGACAUAAUACUCGAUACUAUCAAAGCAGGGGAAGUAGUUACUUCUAGUACAGCAGCGCCUGUCACAACUGCUGAAUCUGCCACCCUAAGAUACACAUCGAGUACAAAUGAGAACACAAACACCACUUCUGGUGCCUUUCCAUGGAUUGUACGCUGCUCACUAUUGACUCUAUCUCCAGCCAUUACGAUUUUAUUAGCACAAACUAUGACAUUUUUGUAAGUUUACAAUGCACUAGUGAAGUUUACAAAAGAGAUCAAAUCAAAGACACUUUAUUUAAUGUAAUAUUUAACUGUUAAAAUAUGCAUAUUCUAUGAUAGAUUGUAUUUAGAUAAAGAAUGUCUUAUUACUUAUGGUAAGUCCUUCAUCUGAGAAGGACUAGUCAUCAGGGAUUUGUGCAAUUCAAUUAUUUGUGUCAGAUAAAAAAAAAAAUAUAUAUAUAUAUAUGUUGGUGUGGAACUCAAGUGUACAAGAUGUUCCACUUCAUUAU
This is a messenger RNA of Labeo rohita (rohu), 1947 nucleotides long. RefSeq names its product mucin-5AC. The record is from RefSeq and is a predicted model, not a curated record. Bases 432 to 1679 code for a protein of 415 amino acids. Lineage: Eukaryota; Metazoa; Chordata; Actinopteri; Cypriniformes; Cyprinidae. The transcript is spliced from 5 exons.